Molecule: messenger RNA, 619 nt
Organism: Dinoponera quadriceps
Lineage: Eukaryota; Metazoa; Arthropoda; Insecta; Hymenoptera; Formicidae
Product: fatty acid synthase-like
Exons: 2
Biological process (GO): fatty acid biosynthetic process
Molecular function (GO): fatty acid synthase activity
Source: RefSeq, a predicted model, not a curated record
GGCGGUCUAGGUGGCUUCGGGUUGGAAUUAGCAGACUGGCUGAUUCUUCGGGGCGCCCGAAAUUUACUGCUGAUUUCGCGAACCGGAAUACAAAACGGCUAUCAGCGUUCGAGGGUGGAAUUAUGGAAGUCCUACGCGGUAAAUAUUCAAAUCAUUGCAGAGAUUCUAUCUACAAGAACCAAACCGCAGAAGCUUUCGAGGAGUCAUUCAAGCCGAAGGCAAUGGCCNAAGCUCUCGAGGAAGAUAUGCCCCGAUCUCCCACAUUUCGUCGUUUUCUUGUCCGUCUCAUGCGGCCGAGGAAACGCUGGGCAAACUAAUUAUGGAAUGGCUAAUUCAAUCAUGGAGAGAAUAAGCGAGACAAGAGUACAAGACGGAUUACCCGGAUUGGCUAUACAAUGGGGAGCGGUGGGUGAUUUUGGACACUUUGCUGACAUGCAAGAGGACAGUAAGGAACUUAUCAUCGGCGGUACACUGCAGCAAAGAAUACAGUCUUGUCUUGAUUCACUGGACGCUUUUCUGAUGCUGGGUCGACCGAUCGUUUGCAGUAUGGUUGUUGCUGAAAAGCACGCGGGCUUUGGCAGAAUUAUAGAUGUUGAGGAGGCUGUAGCGAACAUCAUGG